Messenger RNA from Drosophila grimshawi, 879 nucleotides. RefSeq lists its product as uncharacterized. The record is from RefSeq and is a predicted model, not a curated record. The coding region runs from base 262 to 723 and encodes 153 amino acids. NCBI's taxonomy places the organism in Eukaryota, Metazoa, Arthropoda, Insecta, Diptera, Drosophilidae. The transcript has 3 exons.
UGCUGCGUCUAUUCGCAGCAAAUUGGUUGCACACUUGCCCUAAGUCCGAGGGUAUACACGGAAAAUCCCGGCAAUUAUUGUGCCAAGUGCUUUGGGAUAUGUGAUUGCGAUACUGCCACAAUGUUGCAGCCCCAGUCACGAUCAUACCGGGCAUUAAGCAUCUCUAACAGAUAUCGCUCUCUCAAAUAUAUAUCUGCCAUUUCUAAAUGUGUCAACAAAAUUUCAAACCUUUUUUUUGUGUUCUAAAAUUUGUUGUAAAAGAUGAUAUAUUUUUCUGGUAUAAUUCUGGCAACGAUUGUUUUGUUCAUACCCGGUCUUCAUGGUCAGUGUGUGGAUUGUGCGCAGACCUGGAAAACUGAUUGCAGGCCAAAAGAAACGGGAUUUUAUUGUAUGCGGGGCGCCGAACUAACCAGCGAGGUACUGACGUACUCUGAAUAUGCGACGAGCACUCGAGAUCCCGGCAACAUGUAUGCACACUGUGUGCCCUAUCCCUACCAUCUGGAGUAUGUGCCAAGCUGGUGUUGUUUCUGGUCGAAAGUGAUUGGUUGCCAAAUUGCGGUGCAUCCGCGUCUCCUCAGGCAGUUAUCGCCACAAAGCCACUGCGAUCACUGCAGAGACAAAUGCAAAUGUGGCGAUAACAAGGCAACAGUUGCAGUGCAACCCUGGCAUUGGAAUUAUCUGAUCAGCCUGACAGUAUUGCUAACUGUUUUUAACUGCAUUUAGUUGAGUUGUUAGAUGAAUGUAUUUCUCAGUGUAUUCUUUACAGAUGUACAGAAUGUAACUGUUAACUUUACUGUUUACUGAAAUACAUGUAAACUAUUUGUGUGUCUCAAACACAGUGUGAGUCACAUAUUUAAAUAAAGUUUUUGUUUUAUGUGU